This is a messenger RNA of Lampris incognitus (smalleye Pacific opah), 2787 nucleotides long. RefSeq names its product zinc finger protein 516-like. Lineage: Eukaryota; Metazoa; Chordata; Actinopteri; Lampriformes; Lampridae. The coding region runs from base 1 to 2787 and encodes 928 amino acids. Gene Ontology annotation, biological process: regulation of DNA-templated transcription. The transcript is spliced from 5 exons. The record is from RefSeq and is a predicted model, not a curated record. Gene Ontology annotation, cellular component: nucleus. Gene Ontology annotation, molecular function: RNA polymerase II cis-regulatory region sequence-specific DNA binding; DNA-binding transcription factor activity, RNA polymerase II-specific.
AUGGAUGAAGAGCAGAACCAGGAUGAGGCCGUAUCCCCAAAAAGCACAACCGCUGUCAAGACCGAAACAGAAGAAGAUGAGACGCCCGGCCACGUGUGUGGGGUGUGUGGCCGCAGUUUUCCUCUUCUCAGCUCCUUGUCCCAGCACAUGAGAAGGCACACCCGCGAGAAGCCAUACAAGUGCCCGUACUGUGAGCACCGGACAGCUCAGAAGGGCAGUUUGAAAGCCCACAUUCGAAGCCAUAAGCUGGGCCUGCUCAGCCACAGCGGCCUAGGUGUUGUAGAGGGCAAUGGGACGAAAGGGCAAAAGAACACCACUAAGACACUCUCAGGCAGCCCUGCUGAUAACACUGACCAGGCUCCAGACAAGAAUCAUAACGUCAAUGGGAUGAUGAAGAAGAAAGCAUCCAAGAGAAAGGUGAAAGGCAAAGAUGGGGCUGAAGUUGGACCCUUUUCCUGCAGCUUGUGUAGCCAGGUUUUCCCCCAGGCAUUGCUCCUAAAAGCUCACAUGAAAAGGCACAGGGGCUCACAGGACCACGGCUGUCGGAUCUGUGGACGUCGUUUCCGCCAAGCAUGGUUCCUCCAGAGCCAUAUGCGCAUCCACCGGGCGAAGGCCCAGCUGCGGGGGGGCAACAACAGUGGGCCGCCGGCCACCAUCAACGGAGUUCCUCAGGACCCAGCAUCUUUGACAAACGAUGACUGCCUCUAUGAGCUCUGUGCAGGGUGUGGGAACUUCUUUUUGGACCGCAAGACCCUGCGAGCUCAUGAAAAACUUCAUAGACAGACCGUCGGUCGGACUCAGCCGCAACAGGACCUGCAGGACUUGGAGUCAUCUUCUGCUAAGAGGACAUUUUUGGAAAGCCUGAACCUCACAUGUGUGGAUGCUCGGGAACUGUCCGAAGACAGCAGCCAGGGCAGACGAAUUCCAGAGCUGGACCCCAUUUGUAGUUACCAGGCCUGGCAGCUGGCCACCAGGGGGCGACUGGCAGAGGCCACAGAGAAAUGCCUGGGAUGGGAGGAGAGGCUCGCAGAUGCUGAGGUGGCAUAUGACAGGGAGAAGGGCGAGUAUGUGCCCCUGAAACAGGAGAAGAAGAGGAAGCAGGUUGACGCCUCUAGUUCCAGCACUAAGAAAAGGAAAGGUGGUGACAACACAUCAGACAACGUGACCCAUGCUAACGGUGGUAAAGGUGGCAUUCUCAAUUUCCAGAGCGACCAUAUGCUGUUCAAUGGGCUUGGGCAGGCAUUUUAUGGGGCUCUGCAGAAAAAGGUUAAGGAAGUUGGAUACUCCACCAAGCAAACCAGCAAUAUCAAUAACAAAGCCCGAGAAGAUAAGAAAACCUACUCCUGCGAGCACUGUGAUUUCCAAUCUGUCGACGCCUCCUCACUCAGGUCUCACACGCACAGCCAGCACCAGGACUUAACAUGGCCUCUCAGCCAAACCAGUUUGGACCACCUCAGCCAUAGCGGUUCCAAAGCCUCAAGAUACAUGGACUACCUCAGAAACAGGAGCGCCCUGCUCAGUCAGCCGUGCUGGAAUCCAUUCACGUGUCUACCGGGCCAGGAGGGGGUAGGGUUGAGCAUUAAAACAGAGAAAUCCUUGGACGAUGAACUUAAACAGCACAAAGACACCACUGUUGACUCGGCAAGCCUCCUCAAUCUGUCGGUGUCUGCCGUGGGUGAAGGAGAAGGUACUCCUUAUGAUCUGAUAAAAACAGAGGGUUUAAUAAGACACCAGUGCCCGUUUUGUGCCCAUACCACCACCUACCCAGAGGUUCUUUGGAUCCACCAGCGGGUUGCGCACAAGGUGGAUGGCAGCAGCUCCCUGGCACCUAAGUGGGCACCCUGCACCAACGGCUUCAAGGGAUCAAAGACAGGAGGGGCCCAGUGGAGACGCACAGGGCCUCCGCCUUUCCUGGAGAGCAAGGACUGCCCAGCUCUUCUCGCUCCCAGGACUCAGCGCACACACCCACCCGAUUUCAAGUCCAGCAGCAGCAGCAGCAGCAGCAGUAGCAGCAGCAGCGGUACCAGCAAGCGCUCAGCACCCAGAACACACCCUACCAACAAGUACAAGUCUACCCCUCCACUGAAGUCUACCCCUCCACUGAAGUCUACCCCUCCACUGAAGGAGUCACAGUCUACCGAUGUCUCGCCGUCUAGUAAGAGGAUGGUACUCCUACCACAAAAGAAGAAGCCCAGCGAACACAACCAUGCAACGACAGAGGGGGGCAGUAGGGUUACCAAUAUACAAGUUACCUCCUCAAGUAGCAAUGUGCGUAGCAGAAGUGCCCCUGGUUUCCUGUCUGCAAGCAGCUCGAAAAAUAAAGGCCACAGAAUUGCCAUGGAGGGACACCUACUCCCGCAAGAGGGCCUGGGUUUCAUGUUGGCCCGCAACCAUGGCAGGACUCCAUCUCAGGUAACUCCAGAGAGAGCUCAACCCAUCAGCCAGACACGUGACACUUCUGCAAGUCCUAAGGGUCAUGACCUCUGGUCUGCCGUGCCAUGGGGUAGGGCAUACUUAGAGCAGCUCAUUUUUGCUCAGGGAAAGAGUGAAUCAACAGGAGAGAUGCCGAUGGACGUCGAUGUACUGAGCCUCUUGAAAAACUACGGUCCCCAUGACCUGGCCGCUCUUUACCAACACUGGGGAUUUGUGGAUCCCCGGCUCGAUCCUCAAGCAAUGUUCCAGUUCAAUGGCAGAUAUGAAAAUGAAGUCCAUUCCUCAUCCGAAGUUUCCAAACAGGUGAACAGGAGUUCCACUCCAUCCUCAGGGUCUCUCCAAAAAGGAACGUGA